GUUCUGUUGAGAAUUCAAUCCCAAUUAUCCAUUGAAUCGUAAACAAAUUUUCAGUUCAAACUUCCCUCGUUCCUGUUCUUCUCUUAUCUUCUCCGUUUCGAAAGCCGUUAACAGUUUUCUUAGAAGAUAAGGUUUAGGCAAAACCACAAAAAAAGAAAAAGUUGCAACUCGUGUGGAAUAAAACCUUGGUAAGAAACUCAGUUAUUGAGUUAAACUUAUUUUUAUACUCAAUAAUCAUUUCCAUCCCAUCUUCUUCAUGAGGUUUUGUUAAUAUUUAAGAAAAAGUUUCGAUCUCUGGAUUCAACAACAAUGCCAGAGAUCGAAGACACCGCCAGUUCUAGCACAGCCACCGACUCGUUGGAAAUUUCAUCGGAGAUCACGCUCUUUGGAAAGUACGAGAUUGGCAAGUUGCUGGGAUGCGGCGCCUUUGCUAAAGUUUACCACGCGCGCAACGUGAGGACGGGGCAGAGCGUCGCCAUCAAAGCCGUGAGCAAGCAGAAAGUUGUCAAAGGAGGCUUCAUGGCGCAGGUUAAGAGAGAAAUUGCUAUCAUGCGCCGGCUUCACCACCCUAACAUCGUCAAGCUCAUCGAGGUGUUGGCUACCAAAACUAAGAUUUAUUUCGUCAUGGAAUUCGCUAAAGGCGGGGAGUUGUUCACCAGGAUUGCCAGGGGACGCUUUAGCGAAGAUCUCAGCCGUCGGUAUUUCCAGCAGUUGAUUUCAGCCGUCGGAUUUUGUCACUCGAGAGGCGUGUUCCAUCGCGAUUUGAAACCGGAGAAUCUCCUCCUUGAUGAAAACUGGAAUUUAAAAGUAUCGGAUUUCGGACUCAGCGCCGUGACGGACCAGGUCCGACCAGACGGCCUCCUCCAUACGUUAUGCGGAACCCCAGCUUACGUGGCGCCUGAAAUUUUGGCCAAGAAAGGAUAUGACGGCGCCAAAGUCGAUGUGUGGUCCUGCGGCAUCGUUUUGUACGUUCUUCACGCCGGAUAUCUACCGUUCAACGACCCCAAUCUGAUGGUAAUGUACCGUAGGAUUUACAAAGGCGAAUUCCGGUUCCCGAAAUGGACGUCUCCUGAUCUCCGUCGAUUUUUAGGUCGCCUUCUUGAUCCCAAUCCUGAAACAAGGAUCACCCUCGAUGAAAUCAUCAACGACCCUUGGUUCAAGAAAGGUUACAAAGAAAUCAAAUUCAACUCCGAAGACUUUGAAAUGAAAGAAGAAAAUCAGAGUAACAAGUGCUUGAACGCCUUUGAUAUAAUCUCGUUUUCGUCCGGUUUCGACCUAUCCAAUUUGUUUAAUGAGGCCGAUUUUUGGGUCCGGAGAGAUCGAUUUAUAUCGGGAGAGAAACCGGAGAGAAUAUUAGGGAGAAUCGAGGAGGUUGGAAGGACGGAGGACGUGAAGGUGAGGAAGAGAAAAGAGAGAGGGAUACGGUUGGAAGGGCAGAGUAGUAAUUUCGUUAUCGCUGUAGAUAUUCAUCAGUUAACGGAAAAGCUGGUAGUGGUGGAGGUGAGACGGCGGGAGAUGAAUGUCGGGUCGAGUGGUGAAAUUUGGAAAGAUAAGUUAAGGCCGAAACUUUCCGAUUUGAUAUACAAAGCGGAAGCAGGGCAGGUUUCCGAUAAUUUGUAAUUAACAGAGGAUUUAUCGGUAAAGCUGAGAACCGGUGGGAAACAAUGGCUUCUCGACCGCUGUAAUAUAUUCAACAAAAAAGAAAAAAAAGAAAGGAAAAACCCUUUGUAUGUUUAUUUCGAUUCUCAAAUAAUUUCCUGCAUAGCUUUUUCCGGCAAAUCGGAACAAAGCCAAAUCAACUUACCGGGUUUCCUGUAUUUCCGUUUUUGCCCGGCUUUACCCUUUAUUUCAAUUAUAUUACUAGUUUUUCUGAAUA
Molecule: messenger RNA, 1876 nt
Organism: Theobroma cacao (cacao)
Lineage: Eukaryota; Viridiplantae; Streptophyta; Magnoliopsida; Malvales; Malvaceae
Product: serine/threonine protein kinase 1
Biological process (GO): signal transduction; protein phosphorylation
Molecular function (GO): ATP binding; protein serine/threonine kinase activity
Source: RefSeq, a predicted model, not a curated record